AUGUGGCAAGAUCGAUUUGGCUUCUCAUACGAAAAAGCAGCAGAACUCGUUUCCAUCACGAAAUCCACAAAGAACCCAAUUUCUUCUUCCGCCACACGUCAAGCAAUGCUUUCACCUGCCCAAGCUAGCAUCAUAUAUGCACUGAAGCUAGAAAGACCAUUCGCGACACCACAGGAAGUCCAGAAGGCUGCACGGCUUUCGAAACUGCCACAAAUUUACCAUGGAGCCGGCGAAGAAGGAGAUGCGACUUUUUGCAAGAUUGACGGCCAAACGAAACAGUGCCUCGAAAAUUGGCUUUCAAAGGAGAAGAGCACUUUCCGACCACUUUUUGUUCCAGAGGGAAAAGCAUACAAAGAAUUGUCCGAUGACUCUUUGUAUCCAACACUUGGAAAGGACGCAACACUCCCGCAAUACCGUCCCCAAGAUCCACAUCUCCUCGAUAAAUGCCCUUCAUACCUACCCAGCCAACACACCUUUCCAGUCUGGUAUUUUUUCUACGGCACGUUAGCUAGUGUCCCAAAGCUCCGAAGUCUUCUUGGACUUUCUGAGAAUGAAACUCCCGUUUUGCAUCCUGGAACUGUAACCGGAGGUCGGAUGAAAACCUGGGGAAAGGGAAAAUAUAAUGCGCUCGUUAAUGGAAGGGAAACAGACUGUGUUCAAGGAUCUGCUUUUCAAGUCCUGUCUGAAGAACAUGAAGAUUCGUUGAGAAAGUAUGAGACAAGUGCGUAUGAGGUUGUAAGGUGUUUGAUUGAGAUGGAGGGAAGUGUAGAAGGUUGUACAUUUCGGUUUGUAGGGGAAACCGAUUGA
Molecule: messenger RNA, 807 nt
Organism: Hymenoscyphus albidus
Lineage: Eukaryota; Fungi; Ascomycota; Leotiomycetes; Helotiales; Helotiaceae
Source: the annotation of a GenBank genome assembly